ACAUCAGAGGACAGCAGUCUCCAACCCUACCAAGCAACAAGAGAAUUUAGCCGGGUGGUAUCUUUUAUCCGUAGUUCUCCGUCCUUUCGCAUGCAAAUUUGGGAGUGAGCGAGUUGUGGGGUUAUAUAAGCUGGUGCCGCAGCGCUUUAAAAUGCUCAUAGCUCAUCCACUUCACCAUCUAUUCUUGGUGGGGCGCCCGUCCCCUUACCCUCCUACCCUUCCAAGCAGAAAUUAAAAGAUCCCAUCCCCUUUCUUCUCCAGUGUCCCCGCAUAUCCUCCCUCCUCCGUGCACCCUUUCUCCCAUCCAAACCCUCCUCGAAUCGAUCUCUCGUUCGUCCCCUUCCGUUUAGGGUUUCUCUUUCCCCGGAGCAAACCCAAACCCCAUCCAUGGAGCAACCCAAGCGGAAGAGGGGCCGCAAGCCCAAGAAGCCCGUCGCCGAGACCAUGGACCUCCAGAUGCCCAACGCCGGCGCCCCCUCCACAUCCGCCCUCGACGAGGCCGAGCUACCCGAGGAGCGACCCAGCCCCCAGCGCGGCCGGGGCCGGCCCCGCAAGGUCCGGCGCCGGAACACAUCCAAGGAGGUCGUCGCCGAGAAGGGCUCUUCUUCGCCUCUCUGGAGGGGCUCCCAGAUGGUCGCGAGCAACGGUGAGUACAACGACCCUCUCCGGCACAACCUCGCCAUGGUGGCGGUGGAGCCGCCUGCGCCGAGAUGGGACCAGGUGGUGAAGGUCGUGCCCUCGAUGGAUGCUGUUGUGAAGGUUUUCUGCGUGCACACGGAGCCGAAUUUCUCGCUCCCAUGGCAGCGGAAACGGCAGUAUAGCUCGAGCAGCAGUGGCUUCAUCAUCGGUGGGAGGCGGGUGUUGACCAAUGCCCACUCGGUCGAGCACUACACCCAGGUCAAGCUCAAGAAGCGUGGGUCAGACACCAAGUACGUGGCGAGUGUGCUGGCCAUCGGGACCGAGUGCGAUAUUGCCUUGUUGACUGUUAGUGAUGAUGAAUUUUGGAAGGGUGUUUCUCCAGUGGAGUUUGGGUCUCUACCUGCACUCCAGGAUGCUGUUACCGUUGUUGGUUAUCCAAUUGGAGGAGACACAAUUUCUGUGACAAGUGGUGUUGUGUCUCGUAUGGAGAUACUAUCAUAUGUCCAUGGUUCCACAGAGCUCUUAGGCCUGCAGAUAGAUGCAGCAAUAAACUCGGGCAAUUCUGGUGGUCCUGCUUUUAAUGAUAAGGGCAAAUGUGUUGGUAUCGCAUUUCAGUCCCUUAAACAUGAAGAUGUCGAAAAUAUAGGCUAUGUGAUACCAACACCUGUUAUCUUGCACUUUAUUCAUGAUUACGAGAAGUCAGGAGAAUAUACAGGAUUCCCUAUACUUGGGAUUGAGUGGCAGAAGAUGGAAAAUCCUGAUCUGCGGAAAGCAAUGGGAAUGAUGCCUGACCAGAAGGGUGUGCGUGUAAGGAGAGUAGAGCCUACUGCACCAGAAUCUGAGUUUAUUAAACCAUCUGAUAUCAUCCUCAGCUUUGAUGGUGUUGAUAUUGCUAAUGAUGGAACUGUUCCUUUCAGGCAUGGAGAACGCAUUGGUUUUAGUUACCUUGUUUCUCAAAAGUACACUGGGGAGAAUGCGGUGGUUAAAGUUUUACGGGAAAAGAAAGUUUAUGAGUUUAACAUAAAACUUGCAACUCACAAGAGGCUCAUUCCAGCUCAUAUUAGGGGGAAGCCUCCUUCAUAUUACAUAAUUGCAGGCUUUGUCUUCGCUGCAAUAUCCGUUCCAUAUCUUCGUUCAGAGUAUGGGAAGGACUAUGAAUAUGAUGCACCUGUUAAAUUGUUGGACAAACAUUUACAUUCAAUGGCACAAUCACAUGAUGAGCAACUAGUGGUGGUUUCCCAGGUGCUUGUGGCAGAUAUAAAUAUUGGCUAUGAAGAUAUUGUCAACACUCAGGUACUCGCUUUCAAUGGUAAACCAGUCAAGAAUCUGAAAAGCCUGGCAACCAUGGUAGAGAACUGUGAUGAGGAGUUUUUGCGGUUUGAUUUAGAGUACCAACAGAUUGUAGUCCUCCAGACAAAGACUGCAAAGGCUGCUACAAAGGACAUCCUCCUCACACAUUGUAUACCCUCGGCCGUGUCUGAUGAUUUGAAGGCAUGAAAAAGAAGCACCAUGGAGAAGAACGCAUCUUGCGGGCUUUUCCAUGUUUCUCUUGUAAGAAGUUUCAAGUAAGCUAAGAAAUCGGUUAGUAAGAUGGUAAAAAAAAAAACUCCAUAUUUCACGGAUAUCAAAGGCUCGCCUGUCUAUCUCUAGGCAUAAGUCAACUUGUAGUGUAGCAAUUGUAUUCUCGACAAGUUAUAAACUACCGUAUUUUGUGGUGUCAUGCUAAGUUACUCCAUGCAGUUCAGACGGUGUAGUAUAAGAAGUGAAUUAUCUCAGUAGGGAUUUUGGUUGUGAUCCCAAGAGAGAGAUUAUCAGAGACUAGAGUUUCUUGGUAUUAAGUUUUUUUGUUUUCUUUUA
Molecule: messenger RNA, 2496 nt
Organism: Elaeis guineensis (African oil palm)
Lineage: Eukaryota; Viridiplantae; Streptophyta; Magnoliopsida; Arecales; Arecaceae
Product: protease Do-like 9
Biological process (GO): proteolysis
Molecular function (GO): serine-type endopeptidase activity; protein binding
Source: RefSeq, a predicted model, not a curated record